This is a messenger RNA of Purpureocillium lilacinum, 1674 nucleotides long. RefSeq lists its product as uncharacterized. The record is from RefSeq and is a predicted model, not a curated record. NCBI's taxonomy places the organism in Eukaryota, Fungi, Ascomycota, Sordariomycetes, Hypocreales, Ophiocordycipitaceae. Gene Ontology annotation, cellular component: membrane. Gene Ontology annotation, biological process: transmembrane transport; carbohydrate transport. Gene Ontology annotation, molecular function: carbohydrate:proton symporter activity.
AUGGAGAAACGCGACUUGGGCACCGCCGACCAGGUCGAGGUCGAGCGCACCCUGACGCAGGUCGCCAAGGACGCGACCCUCACCGAUGAGACGCUCAACCAGAACGCCCUCGAGGGCACUGCCGACGAGCACGAGCUCACCGUCAUGGACGCCCUCCGAACGUAUCCCCAGGCCGUCGGCUGGGCGCUCGUGUCGGCCACGUGCGUCAUCAUGGAGGGCUACGACACGAACCUCCUGUCCAACUUCUUUGCCUACCCCUCGUUCCUCAUCCGCUACGGGCACUUCGUCGGCGUCACGCCCGAGACCCCCACGGGCUACCAGCUCACGCCCUCGUGGCAGGCCGGCCUCUCGCAGGGCUCAAACGUGGGCUCCAUCCUCGGCUGCCUCGUCAGCGGGUACCUCGUGUCCAAGUACGGCUCGCGGCGGGUGCAGCUCGGCGCGCUGCUCUCCCUCACGGCCUUCAUCUUCGUCGUCUUCUUCGCCCCCAACCUGACGGCCCUCGUCAUCGGCGAGAUCCUCUGCGGCUUCCCCUGGGGCAUCCUCGCCACCACCGCCCCCGCCUACGCCUCCGAGGUGCUUCCCAUCGCGCUCCGCACUUACAUGACCUCGUAUACGAAUAUGUGCUUCAUCAUCGGCCAGCUCAUCUCCGCGGGCAUCCUCAAGGGCCUGUCCACCCGCGAGGACGAGUGGGGGUACAAGAUCCCCUUCGCCAUCCAGUGGGUGUGGCCCGUCUUCCUCGUGCCCCUUAUCUGGUUCUCGCCUGAGUCGCCGUGGUAUCUCGUCCGCAUGGGCCGCCUCGACGAGGCCGAGGCGUCGCUGCGCCGCCUCCAGUCCCCCAAGGCGACCAACGUCGACCCGCGCAAGACCCUCUCCGUCAUCGUCUACACGAACAACCUCGAGAAGCAGCUGCGCGUCGGCACCAGCUACUGGGACUGCUUCAAGGGCACUGAGCUGCGCCGCACCGAGAUCGCCUGCGUCGUCUUCGCCGGCCAGAUCCUCUGCGGUAUUUGCUUCGCCUACAACAGCUCCUACUUCUUCUCCCAGAUGGGCCUCGGCACGAGCACCACCUACUCUCUCGCCCUCGGCGGCACCGGCCUGGCGUUUGUGGGCUGCCUGGUCAACUGGUUCGUGCUCAUGCCCAACUUUGGCCGCCGCACCAUCUACGUCUGGGGCAUGGCCGGCAUGUGCGUCGUCCUCAUCCUCAUCGGCAUCCUCAACGUGUGGACCUCGCACUACUCCGUCGCCUUGGCGCAGGCCUGCCUCACCAUGGCGUGGACCUUCAUCUUCCAGCUCUCCGCCGGGCAGCUCGGCUGGGCUCUCCCCGCGGAGAUGGGCUCGACGCGGCUGCGCCAAAAGACCAUCUGCCUGGCGCGCGACUCCUCCAACAUCAUGGGCACCAUUGGCGGCACCCUGCAGCAGUACUUUAUGAACCCGCAGGCCUGGAACCUCAAGGGCUACACCGGCUUCUUCUGGGGCGGCACCUGCUUCUGCGUCUUCGUCUGGAGCUACUUCCGCCUUCCCGAGACGUGGAACCGGUCGUACCACGAGCUCGACGUGCUGUUUGCGAAGCGGGUUCCCGCGAGGAAGUUUGCCAGCACACCAGUCGAUCCGUUCGACGAGCACGACAUCAGCAAGAUCACGGGCAAGGCUCAGGACGCCGCCGACCGAGUAUGA